Messenger RNA from Dictyostelium purpureum, 1515 nucleotides. RefSeq lists its product as uncharacterized. Lineage: Eukaryota; Evosea; Eumycetozoa; Dictyosteliales; Dictyosteliaceae. Bases 1 to 1515 code for a protein of 504 amino acids. Gene Ontology annotation, molecular function: oxidoreductase activity, acting on paired donors, with incorporation or reduction of molecular oxygen; heme binding; iron ion binding. The transcript has 2 exons. The record is from RefSeq and is a predicted model, not a curated record.
AUGGAUUCUAUAACUGUUGCUAAAUCAUCUGGAGUUGAUAUAAAUUUUCUAUCCACCACAAGAUCAUAUGAUAAAAUUUGUGUUUGUUUGUGCAAGGAAAAUGACAGAAUCAGUAAAAUUAAUUCUAAAAUACCAGGUCCUAAAGGUUUACCAAUUGUUGGUAAUAUUUUAAAUGUUAGAGGUAAAAGACAUUUGAAAUACCAACAGUACUUUAGAGAGCAUGGGCCUGUAUUUAGAAUUAAAGCAGGUGUAGUUGAAAGAGUAGUUUUAACAGGGUAUCCAAUUUUAAAAGAGGCUUUUGUUGAUCAUGCUGAUAUUUUUAAAUCAAGGUUUGUUAAAAAGAAAAUGUUUUUGGCUAAUUUGUACUCUUUAAAUAACUUUUCGGGUAUUAUCAGUGCUAAUGGAGACUACCAUAAAAAUUUAAAGUCGGUUAUUUUAUCAGAACUAACAGCAACUAAAAUCAAGAAAAUGGAGGUGCAUAUAAAUGAAGAGUCAAAAAGGUUAUGCGAACUAUUAGAAAAGCGUGCAAAUGAAGGUAAAGAGUUUGUAAUGAAUAAAUAUUUUAAUUUAUUUUCAAUUAAUAUUAUUUUAAGGUUUUUAUUUGGUAUUAAUGUUCCAUAUGAUGAUUUAAAUGAAUCGAGUGUGGAGGUAAUUGAAGUUAUCCAGAGAUUCUUUAAGCUGUCGAGUGCUCCUUUGCUAUCUGACUAUCUUGGUGUUCCACAUCCAUUUCCAGAACGUCCACCUGAAUUUUUUAAAUGCUAUCGUAAACUUGCAAAGCAUAUUACUGAAAUGAUCGAAAACUAUAAGACAAACAGAGAUGGUGCUGGUGAUGAAGAGCAUGGUCCAAUUAUUGAAAAAUUAUUGAUAGAGUUGGAAAAAGGUAAUAUCUCUAAACUAGGUCUAUUGGCGAUUUGUGUUGAACUGUUGAUUGCUGGUGCUGAUACUGUUGGUCAAACUUUGAUGUUUUCAACUAUUGCUAUGAUAAAUAAUCAAUCAAUCCAAGAGAAACUAUACCAAACUUUGAAUGCUGCAAUUCCACCAAAUGAAGAUUAUUCGUAUAGUAAAUAUAAGUUGACAAUUCCAUAUCUUUCGUUGGUUGUAAAAGAGACGUUUAGAAAGUAUCCUGCUGGUGUAUUGGGUUUACCACACAUGACUACUGAAGAUGUUGUUAUUGGCGGCCACACAAUUGCUAAAGGUACACAAAUCAUUCAAAAUCUUUAUGCAUCUCAUCGAUCUGAAGAGUUUUGGAAUCAACCUGAUGACUUUAUACCUGAACGUUUUCUUGAAAAGGAUGUUACUGCACUACAUCAAUUUGCAGUUGGACCUAGAAAUUGUUUGGGUAGUGCGUUGGCUGAAUGUGAAGUUACAUCUGCAAUUGCUACAUUGAUUAGAAAUUUUAAUUUUAUUAAUCCAAAUCCAACACAACCACUUAAUGAUGAAGGUGAUUUUAGUGUAUCUAUGGUAGCUCCACAAACUAAACUAUUAGUAAAAAAAAGAUAUAAUCUUGCUUUCUAA